Falco peregrinus (peregrine falcon) is the source of this 2116-nucleotide messenger RNA. It is a transcript of the gene MPHOSPH10, whose product is annotated as M-phase phosphoprotein 10. The transcript has 11 exons. Gene Ontology annotation, cellular component: small-subunit processome; Mpp10 complex; sno(s)RNA-containing ribonucleoprotein complex. Lineage: Eukaryota; Metazoa; Chordata; Aves; Falconiformes; Falconidae. Bases 58 to 2055 code for a protein of 665 amino acids. Gene Ontology annotation, biological process: rRNA processing. The record is from RefSeq and is a predicted model, not a curated record.
CUCCGCGUGGCCAGGGGGCGGGGCAGGGCUGCUGCACGCGCCGCGGCGGGAGGGAAGAUGGCGGCCGUCCGCGGGCUGGAGGCGUGCCUCCGGGUGGCGGGUGCCGCCGCGGCGCGCCCCGAGCGCUUCCUCAGUGUACAAGAUGGGCUGGCUGCUGAUUUCAGAGCAUUAACAAAGACUCUCUAUGAUAUGAAUAAAGCUCUGGGAAGUAAUAUAGUUCGUGGGGGUCCUCUAAAAGAGCUGGUGAUAGAAGAUUUUGAUGAAGAACAGAUUUGGCAACAAUUGGAGCUCCAGAACAAUGCAGUUCUGGAUUUCUUCAAGAAAUCCAUUGAAAGGGAUGCCAAGGAUGAGGAUCUUUGCCUUCUCUCAGACCAGGAAGAGGAUGGGUCUGGUGCGGAGUCCAGCAGCGACAAGGAGUUGGAAGACAACACAAUGGAAGUGGAAACUGAACAGAAGAAUAUUUAUGUAAAAGAUAAAGCCAAAGCUAAAGAAAAGCAAAGUAAACUGAGAGAAGGUAUAAUGGAGAAAUGCAGUGAUGAGGAUUCUGAUAUUGACUUUGAUAUUGAAGCACUGGAGCAACAAACAAAAACAACCAAGGAAACCACACUGAAAAAAAUGGGAAGAAAAUCUAUAGUGGAUGACAAGUUUUUCAAACUGGCUGAGAUGGAAGCUUUUUUAGAACAUGCAGAGAAGGAAAAUGAAGAGGAGGAAGAUGAUAUUAAUUAUUUUGAAGACAUCAUCUCAGAUGAUGAGGAAGAAGAGUCUGAAAAAGCUAAAGACAAAGCAAUUAAAAGUUCUAGAGACUUGACAUACAAAGAUUUCUUUGAUCUGGUCCAUGACGAUGAUGAUUUAGUAGCUAGUGAUGCUGAAGAUGAUCAGGAAGAGAAAGCAGACAGUGCUAUUGAAGAGCAAAAUGAAGAAAGCAUGUCCAAGUUUGAGGAUAUGAACGAAAUGAUGGUGAAGAGUAUGAGAAGUAAAGAUGCCUCUAAAAAAGUUACUUUUAGUUUGCCAGAUGACAGUGAAAUUGAAGCUGUUACUGAUAUGCAAUUAGAGAAGGGCAUCGAUCCCAGUGAAAUAAAGUCAUCUUUUGAGAAGAGACAGGAAAAGAUGAGCAAAAAAAUAAAAAGUUUAGAAGAAGAAUUGUUAGAGGAGAAACCUUGGCAGCUUAAAGGAGAAGUGACUGGAAAAAAGAGACCUGAAAACAGCCUUUUGGAGGAAACAGUACUUUUUGACCAUGCAGUCCGAAUGCCACCUGUGAUCACAGAAGAAAUGACUUUUCAGCUUGAAGAUAUUAUUAAACAGAGAAUACUGGAUGAGGCAUGGGAUGAUGUAGAACCAAAAGAAAAACCAAAAGAGGAGGCUUUUGAGUACAAGAAACGUAUCACUUUGGAUCAUGAAAAGAGUAAACUGAGUCUUGCUGAGAUCUAUGAGCAAGAAUACAUGAAACUUCACCAGCAAAAGACUGAAGAGGAAGAAAAUCCUGAACACAAAGAGAUUCAGGAAAUGAUGGAUUCACUCUUCCUGAAGCUGGAUGCACUUUGUAACUUCCACUUCACACCCAAACCACCUGUGCCAGAAGUUAAAAUUGUUUCGAACCUUCCAGCUAUAAGUAUGGAAGAAGUAGCUCCUGUUGCUGUUAGUGAUGCUGCUCUCUUGGCACCAGAGGAGAUCAAGGAAAAGAACAAAGCUGGUGAUGUAAAAACAGAUGCAGAAAAGACUCCCACAGACAAAAAGCGAGAACAAAGAAAGAAAAAACUUCGUAAACGUAUGAAGCGAAGAGAAAAGGAGAAACGUCAAAAGCUUCUUGAAAAGAUGAAACCAGAACAAGGCACAAAACUUAGCAAAAAAGCUGCUGCAGCAAAAUUAAAAAAGCUUACAAAAGAAGGGAAAGCAACUCUGCUCAAGGAUGAAGGUAAAGACAAGGUCUUGAAAUCGUCCCAGGCCGCCUUUUCUCAACUACAAGAUCAAGUAAAAAUGCAAAUCAAAGAUGCGAACAAAUUAAAGAAGAAACAGAAGCAGCAGAAAGCCCUCUCUGUUCAUAAGCUGAAACUGUAGUUGACAUUUUUAUACAUAUGGCAUCUUGUAUAUAUUAAAAUGUUUCUACAUGAAUGCUGAA